AUGGCCGAGCUGCGACUGAAGUUGCGCGAGGAGCAGACUGCUCGUGAGCGGGAGCACAGAGCCCAUGAAAACAAGCUGAAAGAGCUUCAACGCUUGCUUUCUGAGAGGCAAACUUUUCGUGAGAACUUUGAAGAUAAUCUGGAGAAAGUCAUGAGGGAAGCUGCUCAGGCACACGUGCCGAUGGAGUACGAGUCCAAAAUACAGAACUUGACUCAGGAGCUGGACGAGGUGCUCAAGCGGCUGCUUGUGUCGGAGGAGAAGCUCAGACUGAUUUCCCCCCUACUGAUCAAGAUGCACCAGUUGGUAGAGGAACAACGCCAUGCUGAAUUGGAGACAGAAAAGAAACAGCCAGGACAUCGUGUGUCGUGUCUGCAUCCGCAGACUGUUGGAAGUCUGACACAAUUGGGUAGCCUGAAGAAUCGCCCGAAGGAUGAUUGGUUGCGCAUGCAAGACUGUGCUGCCAUCCAGCAAAUUCAAGAGCGUCCCUCACUGCACACACGAAAAGACGCAACCUCAUCAAGUGCUGCAAGAAUCGGACCCAAGAAUACAGAACUGCCUUCCCAGCAAAUAAAACCUGAACGUGAGGACAUCGCUGGACCGUUUUGGCAACAGAUGCCUGCUGCUGAAACCGUCGAAGCACCAUGUGCUGAGAGCCCUGUGGACCUGCUCGCCUACAUACGCGAUCUGGCAGGAGAGGACGUCCUCAGUCUCCAUGCCAAAGCACGAGAGAAGCUUCGGCAACUGAAGGAGGAGUUCGAAAAAAUAGAAGGCUUACACCUUCAGGCCACGUCGAGGAAGCGGAAGGAUCGACGCGUACGGAGGUAA
Molecule: messenger RNA, 825 nt
Organism: Rhipicephalus sanguineus (brown dog tick)
Lineage: Eukaryota; Metazoa; Arthropoda; Arachnida; Ixodida; Ixodidae
Exons: 1
Coding region: 1-825 (274 amino acids)
Source: RefSeq, a predicted model, not a curated record